Fraxinus pennsylvanica is the source of this 864-nucleotide messenger RNA. The record is from the annotation of a GenBank genome assembly. Lineage: Eukaryota; Viridiplantae; Streptophyta; Magnoliopsida; Lamiales; Oleaceae.
AUGGCGACGCUACGCUUGGUGCUGAAGCAAGCGAAGCGGACUGUUGACUCAACGCAAGGAUCCUUCAUCGGAAAAGGUAGCUGUGGGCAUGUAUACAAAGGGAUAAUUGAGAGCACUGGCCAGUUGCUGUUAAAAGACUUAAUCAAAAUGGUUCACAAGGGGACAAGGAGUUUUUGGUGGAGAUUCACAUGCUUUCUCUGCUGCGUCACCCUAACCUUGUCAAUUUGGUCGGUUACUGUGAUGAGGGGUCCUGAGACCUUGGGUUCCUUGGAAAAUCGCCUCCACGAUCUUACACUUGACAUGCAACCCCUGGAUUGGAUUACUAGAAUGAAAGUAGCAGAUGGUACAGCUAAGGGUUUGAGUUACCUGUACCACCAGGCGAAUCCACCGGUCAUUUACGGGGAACUGAAAUCAUCUAAUAUAUUGAUGGAUGAUGGGUUCCUCCCUAAACUUUCUGAUUUUGGAAUUGCAAAGUUUUGUCCAAAUGAGGAUAAGACUCAUAUUACUACUAGGCUCAUGAGUACUUAUGGAUACUUUGCACCUGAAUAUGCUGAAACUGGAAAACCUACGAUGAAGUCAGAUGUUUAUAGUUUUGGCAUAGUCUUGUUGGAGAUAAUCACUGGAUGUAGAUCACUAGAUGAUAAUCGUGAAAUUGGGAGGCAUGCACUUAUUAAUUGGGCACGUCCUUUUUUGAAUGAUUGCAAGAACUGUGUGCAGUUGGCUGAUCCACAACUGAAUGGAGAAUUUCAAGAAUCCGUGUUCUGCAUGGUCGUUGACAUGGUAUUAAUGUGUGUAAGAGAUGAUGCCCCAUCUCGGCCUACCAUGACUCAAGUGGCUGCUGCUAUGGAUUAUUUGGCGUUGUGA